Eutrema salsugineum is the source of this 2267-nucleotide messenger RNA. RefSeq names its product putative BTB/POZ domain-containing protein At3g08660. Bases 213 to 2012 code for a protein of 599 amino acids. The transcript has 4 exons. NCBI's taxonomy places the organism in Eukaryota, Viridiplantae, Streptophyta, Magnoliopsida, Brassicales, Brassicaceae. Gene Ontology annotation, molecular function: protein binding. The record is from RefSeq and is a predicted model, not a curated record.
GCUUUUUUAUUUUAAAUAAAGGCUUCUCCUCCACAACACUCGAGAAUCUUUAUUCUCUCUUAUACACUUUCUUACUUGUCAAGAAUGCGGCAGUGUCUGUGUCUGCACACAAAGCAAAAGUAGAGAGAUUUGUCUGUAAAAUCUCCAAAACAGUGUUUUUUCCCUUAAAAACGAGUCUCCCGGCGAUCUGGAGAUUGAGAUAGUGAUUUACGAUGAGCGGUAUUUCAAACAGACCUUUGUCUCUCUCUUCUUCCUCUACUACUCCUUGUAACAGUAGCUCCUCUGUUCCUCCUAGAUUCUCCACCUGCCUUUUCUCUGAUGUUGCGGGAGACAUCACCGUUGUUGUCGAUGGAGAGUCUUUUCUACUCCAUAAGUUUCCACUAGUAGCUCGGUGUGGGAAGAUGAGGAAAAUGGUGAGAGAUUCCAAAGACUCUUCUUCUUCUUCUUCUUCUUCCAGUAUCUUCUCUACGAUCGAGCUCAGAGAUUUCCCUGGUGGACCUCUGACAUUCGAACUCGCCAUGAAAUUCUGCUACGGCAUCAACUUCGAGAUCACCGUCUCCAAUGUGGUCAAUCUCCGCUGCGCUGCAGGUUAUUUAGAGAUGACUGAAGACUAUAUUGAAGAGAAUCUGAUCGCUCGAACCGAGAAUUACCUCGACCAGGUCGCUUUUCGCAGUCUCAGCAAAUCCGUCCACGUGCUCUGCUCCUGCGAGACGCAAGAAUUGGCUGAAACGUUCAAGAUUACUGACCGGUGCGUGGAGGCCAUAGCCAUGAAUGCUUGCAGGGAUCAGUUAGUAGCGGGUUUAUCAGAGGAGCUCAAAGGGAGAAACUGCCUUGAGUUUUGGAUCCAAGAACUCUCUGCUCUCGGGAUUGUUUACUACACCCGAGUGGUCUCUGCGAUGGCGAGAACAGGCGUGCGACCAGAGAGUAUCGUCGCUUCUCUGAUGCAUUACGCUCAGGAAUCAUUAAAGGGUACCAUCAAUCGGAACUGCCAAGAGCAGAGGGAAAUCAUUGAAGCCAUUGUUACCCUUUUGCCGAGUGACAAGAAGGGAUCUUAUUCUUUAUCAGCUACUCCUCUCAGUUUCCUCUUUGGGAUGUUAAAACUCGGAAUUACAAUAGAUAUAGAUAUCUCUUGCAGGCUCGAGCUCGAACGCAGAAUCGGUCAGCAGUUAGAGACCGUAUCUCUCGAUGAGUUGCUUAUACUUUCUGCACAAAACGAAGAUUCUCUGUACGAUGUGGAUACUGUCCAUAGGAUACUUACAUGUUUUCUUGAGAGGAUUGAGGAAGAAGAUGAGGACAGUGGCUACGAUUCAGAUUCCACGGGUCACCACGGUUCGUUGCUGAAAGUGGGACGGAUCAUGGAUGCGUAUUUGGCUGAGAUCGCACCGGAUCCAUACCUGAGUCUACACAAAUUCACAGCUAUUAUAGAGAGAUUACCUGACUACGCACGGAUCAUAGACGAUGGGAUCUACAGAGCCAUUGAUAUGUAUCUCAAGGCUCAUCCGUCAUUAACAGAGGAAGAGUGCAAGAAACUAUGCAAAUUCAUAGACUGCAGCAAACUUUCACAAGAAGCGAGCAACCACGUGGCACAAAACGAUCGACUUCCGGUACAAAUGGUUGUUCGAGUGCUGUAUUCGGAACAGAGGAGACUAAAGAAGGCUCUGUCGGGAGAUUCAGAGGAAGGGCUGUUGGAUUUGUCGUCUGGAUUACAAAGCGGAGCGGUUUCGCCUCGAAGAGAUACCUAUGCAUCGUUGAGGAGAGAGAACAGAGAGCUGAAGCUGGAGAUAGCGAGGAUGAGAGUGAGAGUGAGUGAGGUAGAGAAAGAGCAAGUUUUGAUGAAACAGGGGAUGAUGAUGGAUAAGUCUGGUAAUAACGGUGGAACACUCUUCACGUCUCUGUCCAAAGGGAUCGGAAAGAUUGCGAUUUUCGGUGGUGAAAACCGACGGAAGGUUAACCGGAAAUCGAGGUCGGUGUCGGACAGUCGGAGAAAAAAACAAGUAGAAGGGCGUAGAUGAUGGAUGGAUGAAUAAGGUGACGACAACUCGUAAAUAGUGAAACGUCAACGUUCUAUCUAAACAGACAAGUCACAUGUAGAGGGUGGUAUAAUGGGCUGGAAGUAGGCCCAUUAUAGAAUAAAGGAGGAAUCGUUUUCAGCCUAUAAAAGAACAAGGAAAACAUGGGUAUAAUUGGGAUUUGGGUCCAACCCGUCUUUAUCCACAUUGUAUAAAUGUUUUUUUUUUGGUUUGGGAUUAAAAAUAAAAAGCUUUCUU